Messenger RNA from Mizuhopecten yessoensis (Yesso scallop), 2196 nucleotides. RefSeq names its product high-affinity choline transporter 1-like. Lineage: Eukaryota; Metazoa; Mollusca; Bivalvia; Pectinida; Pectinidae. Gene Ontology annotation, cellular component: plasma membrane. The transcript has 4 exons. Gene Ontology annotation, biological process: transmembrane transport; choline transport; acetylcholine biosynthetic process. Gene Ontology annotation, molecular function: choline:sodium symporter activity. The annotation marks the transcript as partial. The record is from RefSeq and is a predicted model, not a curated record.
UGGCUGAGCAUACCAUUUGCUAUGACCCAUGAGGCAGUGGGGGACAUCACUUUCAAUUCUACCACCUACUGGGUUCAAGAGCUUGACCCAAAGUAUUCUGGCUACUACAUUGACAGCUUUCUCCUCCUUAUCUUUGGAGGAAUACCUUGGCAGGUUUAUUUUCAGCGAGUGUUGUCAGCAAAAACUGCAUCAAAUGCCAAGCUAUUAUCGUAUAUUGCAGCUGGGGGGUGUAUUGUCAUGUCUAUCCCGUCGGUCCUCAUUGGUGCUGUAGCAACUGUCACAGAUUGGAAUGCCACUGACUAUGCCAUCGUAGAUCAUCGCACUGUGCCCAUCCCUAAGGAGGAUAUCAAAUUGAUCCUUCCGAUGGUCCUUCAGUACCUCAGCCCCACCUGGGUGUCAUUCUUUGGCCUCGGAGCAGUGUCAGCAGCUGUCAUGUCCUCUGCGGACUCCUCUAUCUUAUCUGCUAGUGCCAUGUUUGCUAGGAAUAUAUACAAGCUGAUAUUUAGACAGAAGGCAUCAGAGGCCGAGAUUCUGUGGGUGAUGCGGAUUGCCAUAUUUGGAGUGGGUGGUCUCGCCACUGCUAUGGCGAUAACUGUGGAAUCAAUUUAUGAUCUCUGGUACCUGUGUUCAGACCUUGUAUAUGUGGUGCUCUUUCCUCAGCUUUGUAGUGUUAUCUAUCUACAGGGAACAAACACCUACGGCUCCCUGGCCGGCUUCAUCACUGCAUUCUUCUUCAGGCUGUCAGGUGGGGAGAAGUCCAUGCAUGUACCUACCUUGAUAAAGUUUCCAUUUUAUGAUGAAGUUGAUGAAAUACAGUUAUUUCCCUUUAAAACCUUGAGUAUGCUUCUGUCAUUUUUUGUAUUGGUGUCUGUAUCAUACUCCCUUAAGUACCUGUUCGAGGCAGGGAUACUACAUAGGAAGUAUGACGUAUUUAUGUGUGUGGUAAACACACCAGAAGAGACAAUAGCAUUGAAGGACCAAGGGCCCUGUGAAUUAACCGCCAUCACCCCAACCAAGGAGCCCAAUGGCAAGAUCAACCCUGCACUGAAAAUAUCCCAAGAGGAUUUAAUUGGAGCGGAAACAGCAUAUCUCAGGGAGCGAAAAUCGCCCAGUUCCCCAAAUCACUCGACCAACUUACUGGCUCCUCAAUGGAAGUAAUGCUGUUAUUGUAUUAGGUCAGGAAGCGUAACCUUCAAAUGUCAUCCCCAACACUGUCUAAUGUUAUCAUGUUUGUCUGCCCUGUUUUAAAUGUAGAAGGAAUAAAAAGCUGAUCUCUAAAGAGGUAUUUUAAAAGGAGCUGGUCAGGUGAAGUGUAUAUUGAAGAAGAAUCUUUGAGACGCUUUGGUCAUUUUAAAUUCAUAAUCGCCAACAGCGAUCACCUCCAUCAUACCCGAGGCACGUGUAAACAGUGCGGCUGUUGGUUUGAUUCUAAAGGAUACUGGUUAAUAAAUAUCGUUUUUAAUUAUAAAUAUUUUUAGAUAUUUUUUUUAUUUCCUUUUUCAAGGUUUAUUUUGUAUGUCUGAAAAAAAAAUGAACCAAUAACGAUAUUCACACGACAGGUAACAGUAUAAGUGUAUUGCUUGAUAUUUCAUUUAAGUUUGAUUUUUUUUAUUGUAAUUCUAAUACAAACUUUAAUAUGAAAUAUACAUGUGUUAUAUUCAUUAUUUUUAUCUCUGAUAUUUUAGAUAAAAGAGUUACUUAACAUAAUACAAGACAUAUGACUUAAAUGACCUUGAUAUGACCUAUAACUUAUAUAUAUAUAUAUAAAUAUACUAUUACAAGAAAGUACCAUUAACUAUGUAGAUCAUAAUCCAUUUUUUUGGUGAAAAAAAGUAUACAGAAGUAUGAUUGUUGUCAAUACUGGAAGUGUGUUUGGUUAUAUGUCGUUGUGAGUUGACCUGGUGUAUGUUCACAUAUAGACUUGAAGGACAGUUGAUCAAGAUUUGUUAUAUUGAUUAGACAAAUAAUCAAUGUUCAUCAGGCUGUGGAAAUUUGGAUUUAAAAAAAUGUAUAUAUCUGGAUGACAAGACUAUCACUGAAAUUUAACCUUGUUUCUGAACGAUUAAGAUCACCAACUAAAGCAAAGACUUUCUUUAGGUUGAACUAUGUGAUGUAAUUUCUUUGAAAUCUUUUCACCCAUCUGAUAAAAAUCCAGAUACCAUGAACUGUACCUCCAGUCUCUGUGAUAAUUAAGAU